This is a messenger RNA of Cyphellophora europaea CBS 101466, 981 nucleotides long. RefSeq lists its product as uncharacterized. The record is from RefSeq and is a predicted model, not a curated record. Lineage: Eukaryota; Fungi; Ascomycota; Eurotiomycetes; Chaetothyriales; Cyphellophoraceae. The transcript has a single exon. Bases 1 to 981 code for a protein of 326 amino acids.
AUGCCUAUGACGCUCCGCAGAGGCCGUACCGCGGCCCCAAAAACGAUCAUCACCCCUGUCUCUCUCCUCGAUCGACUUCCUGCCGAAGUCCGCCUCAUGAUCUACCAUGCUCUUCUGCGACCGGACCUCGACUCCUACGCCGAUGGUGCCGCACAUCCAGACUGGAAGACCGCGGCUGGGUGCAUCAAGGUUUUGGUCCUCAAUAAGCAGAUCUAUGAGGAGGCCAUCGGUCUACUGCGGCAGAUGAGUCCGAUAUUAGAUAUAACCUGGACGUACCGGGCCACUGGCAAAUUUCCACCCUUGAAAGUGGGAGGAGAACAACAGUUACCAUACCAUCGACGCCGAAUGUCACUCUCAGACGAAUACUCACGCCUAUCUGUCGAGAUCGUCAAGCUGGCAAGACUUACACUGCGAGUCUUCAACUUCCACACGCAUUCGGCGCUCCUCGGACAACUUAGCUUGCUCAUCCCCUGCAGCCUGGAGUUACGUGAAAUCACUGUCGACUAUGUGCCACGAGUUAGCGAUGAGACAGAUAUCAUGCUGCACGCAGAGAAAUUCCGGGAUCAUGCUCGGUGGCAUGACUUCUUGACAACAGCAGAACGUCAUGGCAUCGCGAUCGUCGCACGAUUGGGGAAUGGUGCUAACGCACCGUCUGAAUAUUUCCCUUACAGCCGUCCAUUGAGCUACCUCGGCCAACUCUUUGGCCAACAAGUCAUCGAAACCUUCAAUAAUCUCGAAUCGGUUCCCAAAGCCAAGACGGCUAUGAGAACGAGCAUUGUUCCAUCCACCACAUACCGCCUGACGCCAGAGUGCCGAUCAUGUGGCAUGGUUUUCGUAAUUCCACGAGACCUCGACCACCAUCUCAGUGUGAACGCGCAUCAUCGUGUGAAGUUCAUGACAGACAUAUCCAAGCACAGUCGAUGGACUAAGCAAGAGCUCUGGUCUCGGGACCAGACCCUCGAGAUGUGCUUGCAGCUCUGA